Ictalurus punctatus (channel catfish) is the source of this 2261-nucleotide messenger RNA. Its product is annotated as forkhead box protein N3. The coding region runs from base 289 to 1320 and encodes 343 amino acids. NCBI's taxonomy places the organism in Eukaryota, Metazoa, Chordata, Actinopteri, Siluriformes, Ictaluridae. Gene Ontology annotation, biological process: regulation of DNA-templated transcription. The record is from RefSeq and is a predicted model, not a curated record. Gene Ontology annotation, cellular component: nucleus. The transcript is spliced from 5 exons. Gene Ontology annotation, molecular function: cis-regulatory region sequence-specific DNA binding; DNA-binding transcription factor activity.
AUGGUCUCGCGCUUGAGGCGCGCCGGCUGCAAAGCGUCUUUUUUGUAUCCUAGGAAACAUGGGAAAGGAGAGAACGGGGACAGGACAAGUGAGGGGUUAUAUUUGAUGAGUGGCUGUUCUUUUGGUCCAAUUUGAGCAAUAUUCCUACUUUUGUUGCGCCUCAACUUUAACAGAUUAGACGCAAAGCAUCUUAAAUCCGAAGUGUAAAUUAGUCCGUGAGGUAUCGUUGUACGAGUUGAAUGGCUGUUUCUUUUGUGUCCUAACAGACCGGAAUCUGAAUGUCUGUACAUGUGCCCUGGAGCUGGGAGUCAGAUGGAGAACCACACACACACACUGCCAUCCCUUUCUCCUAUCCAUUCCCCCACAAACAGCUCUAAAGCACUUUCCCUUUCUCCAUCUCUUCCCCAGCAUUCUGCUACAGUACCUGCCUCACUCCCACUCUCUCCAGCUUCUCUGCCCCAGUCCUCUCCUUCUCACCUCCUUAAGUCACACUGCCUCAGUCCCUCAACUCCAUCAGAUCAGGAUGACUUGACCUGCCUCAACUGGCUGCAUCAGAGAAACAUACUGCCUUUGUCCAAAAUGCCUCCUCUAUCUCAGUAUGAAUCGGCCCCUAUCUCAAGUCUACCAUCUUCCCCGGCCAAGCCUCCAUACUCUUUCAGCAGUCUCAUCUUCAUGGCUAUCGAAGACUCGCCAGACAAAAGGCUUCCUGUAAGAGGGAUCUAUGAGUGGAUAGUCAACAACUUCCCCUACUACAGGACAGCCCCAAGUGGCUGGAGAAAUUCAGUGCGACACAACCUGUCCCUGAGCAAGAGCUUUCGCAGGAUGCAGAGGGACAAGAGUCAAUCCAUUGGAAAGGGGUCACUGUGGUGUGUUUGCUCAGAAUAUCGACCUGCUCUUUUAGAGGUACUCAAGAAAACACAUUACUGCCACAGCAACAACAGCAGUUUGCUGAAUAAUCCUGUUUUGUUGGAGGCAGCUGAUCACGGCCAGACCGCUAUGUGUGACGCUAUGGAAAUUUCAGACUUGGAUUUAAAUAACCCAACUCUGUCCUCAAACGCACCAUGUUCUUUGAUCCCUGAGCAUGAGGAGCUGGUAGCCAUACAGUCUGUAGAGCUUACAGAAGAGGCCGAGUCGGAGAAAGACCCACUGGCAGACAGCGGUUACAUCGAAUUCCACUAUUAUCAAUGUGAACAAUAUCAGUAUCUGGUGCUGCCUGGGAACAGCGACUUGGACCUGGAAACGGUUGAGAUCCUCCAACUUGAUGCAGAAGCACAGGAAGCUGCAGGAUCGCUGCUCGAUUUAGCGGGAGGAAGCCACUGAUACUCUUGAUAGAAAUUAAUGGAUAAGGCCAUACAGAUUGUGUAGGCAGCAUGUACUGUACAUUUUCAGGAAUGAAAAUUUCAGGCAAAAAUUGUGCUGGAAAGAGGUUAAGGUAAAUGAGGGGGCUGUGUAUGAACAGCUUUCAUGUAUUGCAGUUUUCUGACUCUCAAGAUUCAAAAAUGAAAGCACACACCACUGUUAAAACAAAACAAUAUUGUGGUUGAUCAAGACAUUUAUCAGACAGCACUUUUUUCUAGCCAGAGAAGACAUAAACUUUGAAGACAAAGUUUAUUAAUAUAUCCACUGGGUUGCAGGGUUUAUUAGGUACAGCUACCUUGUCGCUUCACUUAGUACUAGCUAACCUUAUCAUAAACUUCACUGAGUAACUGGCGCAGUGGAAAGUGAUCACCACAGGAUCAUUGCUGACCAGAGAUCAUACCAACACAACUGCCAUAACUGCUGGACUAAAAUUAAAAAUUGUCUGAAUAAUAUAUGAUUAGUAAUGGUCCUAAAAUGGUUCUUUUUCCAUUAAUGAAUGGGAUAGACUUCAUGUGACUAACUGAUUGCCGUGGGUUGCCAUCAGUUAUUGGACUUGCAUGGUGGUUGUAACUAAUGAACUAACAAAUCAGUACAAUUGUAAGUAUAAGAAUGAACCUCCUUGUUUUAUAAUGAUAUAAAUGAUAUAUUACAUUUAAUAAUGGUAUAGUGAUAUUAAAGGAAAAACUGCCAGUAACUCAGCUUUUUUAUUAGGAUGUUUUAGACUCUUUUUUUCCCACCUCUUUUGAUUAUUAACAUUAUAAUGUCAACGUGUUCUUAGUGCACCAUAUUUUAUUGUUAAUUUGUUUAAAUUGUUUAGUGGUGUGAUUAGCAGCUUGAACCAAAAUGCCUCCAGAUGUUGUUUAUAUGUAAAGGCACUUGAUAAUAAACUUCUGCAGUGAUUA